Amphibalanus amphitrite is the source of this 687-nucleotide messenger RNA. Its product is annotated as putative transporter svop-1. The transcript has 3 exons. The coding region runs from base 1 to 291 and encodes 96 amino acids. Lineage: Eukaryota; Metazoa; Arthropoda; Thecostraca; Balanomorpha; Balanidae. The record is from RefSeq and is a predicted model, not a curated record. Gene Ontology annotation, molecular function: transmembrane transporter activity.
AUGCUGCUGACGGCUUCCCUUGGUUUGGGCCGAGCCGCGAUUGCGUCCGUUUUCCUCGGUCUCACCAUUUACACACCAGAGGUUUAUCCCACGCACCUGCGCGCCACAGGCAACGGCACGUGUGGCGCCUUUGGAAGGAUUGGGGCCAUCACCACCCCACUGAUAGCCCAGGUGCUAAUUCACAGCUCGGUGCGCCACACGGCCGCCGUAUAUGCCGCCUCGGCCGCGCUGGGGAUAGCCGCCACACUGCUGCUGCCGUACGAGACGGCCGGCCGCGCCAUGGUGCGGUAGGGGACGGCCGAUCCUAACCCGCCUGCCGCCGACAGGUGUGGGUGUAUUCUCAACACCGGGAGACAGUGAGUUCCAAUUUACGAGGUCUCCCCAGUCCCUGCAUUAUGCAGGUUAUGCAGAACUUAAUCGUCAGGGAAAACAUCGCCGGAACGUACAAACUCUGCCUGCCGCUAACUACCCCGUCCCCGACGACGUAUCGUGUGGACGACUGAACCCCAUUUUAGCCAGUCCCCAUAAACCAACUGUAUAAUUCAAAGAACAUGAGUUCUAAGCCUGAUUGCGUAAGUACAUACCUAUGCACAUACGGAAACACCACAGCUGCUCGCUUUUGUAGUUUCCAGACACACAAUUUUGAGAUAAAACGUAGGGGAGAGAGGUCAUAUUGCGCCACCUUAA